UGACGUUUGUCUGUGGAUGUGGUGUGGUGGAGUCGAGUUUGCUUUGUGAUUUUAAUCGGACGUGGUUUUAAUUUUAUUUUAUUAGAAUUCGUUCACUUUAUAAAUAUGACCGAAGAAAUCAAAUUAUUCACUAGGGACGAGUUAAAGUGUCGGAACUCGCGAGAAGACGCGAUUCUUAUUAUUCACAAUGGCGUAUACGACGUGACCAAGUUUCUUGACGAGCAUCCCGGCGGCGAGGAGGUGCUGUUGGAGAUGGCGGGUCAGGACGCCACCGAGCCUUUCGAAGACGUCAGCCACAGCUCCGAUGCGAGAUCGCUGAUGAAGAAGUACAAGAUCGGCGAGCUGGUGGAGGCGGACCGCACGCAGUCCAAGACCGCCUUCUCGCCGCAGUGGAACAACGACCAGCAGCAGGAGCAGGGCAACAGUUCGUGGAGCUCGUGGCUGCUGCCGCUGCUGCUGGGCGUGGCCGCGACGGUGCUGUACCGGUUCCUGUUCUUGUAGUGUCGCGCGCCGGGCCCGCGCCGCCUGCCGUGCUGGUGGCGUGCGCCUACCCGCGCACUGGCCCACGACUAUGUACACAGAUACACUAAUCUCUAAACCAAUUCUAAUGGACAGAUAUAUUUAUUGAAAGAGAUGUAUUAAUAGAUAUUAAAUAUGUCUAAAAAUCCCCUUAUCCUUCAAAUUCAAC
Molecule: messenger RNA, 688 nt
Organism: Bicyclus anynana (squinting bush brown)
Lineage: Eukaryota; Metazoa; Arthropoda; Insecta; Lepidoptera; Nymphalidae
Product: cytochrome b5
Exons: 4
Coding region: 106-501 (131 amino acids)
Cellular component (GO): membrane; intracellular membrane-bounded organelle
Molecular function (GO): heme binding
Source: RefSeq, a predicted model, not a curated record